AUGUGUCGUCGCUGCUGCGAGUUUUUGUGUGCAAUUCUCUUUCCACCGAUUGCCGUUAUGUGUCACUCUGGAUGUUCAUCGGACCUGUGCAUUAAUGUGCUCCUUACUGCUUGCGGUAUUAUUCCUGGGAUGAUCCAUGCAAUGUGCUUGGUUUGCUCGGAAGAUAUCCGAACCGUACACGUCACACAUGUGAAUGUGACCGCUCCGCCAUAUCAACUUGUAGCGUCUACUAACCACGUGGUGCCGCCACCACCAUCUUACGAUUAUUAG
Molecule: messenger RNA, 270 nt
Organism: Necator americanus (New World hookworm)
Lineage: Eukaryota; Metazoa; Nematoda; Chromadorea; Rhabditida; Ancylostomatidae
Exons: 3
Coding region: 1-270 (89 amino acids)
Cellular component (GO): membrane
Source: RefSeq, a predicted model, not a curated record